Corylus avellana is the source of this 943-nucleotide messenger RNA. Lineage: Eukaryota; Viridiplantae; Streptophyta; Magnoliopsida; Fagales; Betulaceae. The record is from RefSeq and is a predicted model, not a curated record.
GUCUAAGUUUGUGAGGGAGGCUGAUCCAUCGGACGGCGCCAUCCGCAGCUACCCACCUCGAAACGUCAUGGCAGACAUCACAGUUCACAGACAUCACCGACAGUAAAAAGGUCACGAAAAGCAUUUAUUAUUAUGCGUUAUUGUCCAAUUGAUUUUAUUUUUCAUCUUUUUGCAACCCUUUGCGCUUGUAUAAAUAUCCAAUUGGGUAUUGCGCACUUUUCAUUUCCACCUGUCUUGGAAGGCAAAGUACAAGCGCACAAGUUGAAGAACAGGAAAACGAAUAGAUUCAUUUAGAAAUGGCAGCUGAACUUCCAACAAUUCCUCUUCUUACUCCUUACAAAUUGGGGAAGUUCAAUCUAUCCCACAGGGUAGUUUUGGCACCAUUGACCAGACAGAGAUCUUAUGGCAAUGUUCCUCAGCCUCAUGCUAUCUUAUAUUAUUCUCAAAGAACCUCCAAAGGCGGUCUUCUAAUAGCUGAAGCUACUGGAGUUUCUAACACUGCUCAAGGGUAUCCUGAUACACCUGGUAUAUGGACAAAAGAGCAAGUUGAAGCAUGGAAACCCAUCGUUGAUGCUGUUCAUGCCAAAGGUGGAAUCUUCUUUUGUCAGAUUUGGCAUGUGGGGAGGGUUUCUAAUGAAGGUUUCUCCUCUCAACAAGUACAACAGAGAUACAUUCUACAUCUCUGAUCCUGUUGUUGGUUAUACUGAUUAUCCAUUUCUUGAAGACACUGUUUAGGUUUGCGAAGUAGCCUUGGGGAAUUUGAAUUGUCCAAAGUUACCCCUCGUUUAAGUCUGGUGUGUGGUAUUAUAUUGUAAUAUUGUACUAGUGCAAGGACUUAAUAAUUCCACAGCGCAAGAAUUGCACAUUUGUUGGUGUUGAUCUACCUGUGUGACUCAUAAUUUGAAAUGACAUUUGGCUAUUACAAGUAAUGAUUCUUGAGCAC